Molecule: messenger RNA, 609 nt
Organism: Cladocopium goreaui
Lineage: Eukaryota; Dinophyceae; Suessiales; Symbiodiniaceae
Source: the annotation of a GenBank genome assembly
AUGGUUGUUUGCAAUUGGCUGAUACAAGUGGUGAUUUCAUGGCAGUUCAACUACUGGUACCAGAGGUGGUUCGCGAUAUUUUCAUGUGUGGACGUGGCUGAGAGCAAUUUGCCCAAAAUCGGAUGGUUUAGUCCUCAAAAUGACCAGGCAUUGGUCCAUGACUGUCAGGAUGAUGGCGAAGGCGCAGCCGCCAAGGGGCAUGCAGCGCUCCUGAAGUUCGUAUUCCAGCAGAUUUUGAACACCUGCCCAGUUCCGCAUCGGAAGGCAGCAGGGACUUUGUCCGAGGAGGUGACGUUGUCUGAGGAGUUGGAAGGCAUCAUUCGGGGCCUCGCCGAGAACGGGGCCGCUGCAUGCUAUCCUUGGGACGCGUUAAGGAUACUACUCGCCGCAAAAUUGGAGAAAGUCCUUGCAGACUUUUGGCGGGAAGCACCUGAUUUAAAACUUCGUGAAGGUGAAACCUUUGGCGCUGCAGUGGAACCACUGACGCGGUCAUUGCUGGAACCACGAAGAGAAGGUCGUUGGCCCAGUGCGGCGUCAAGAUGUGGAUCAAGCCUUUGGGUACCAAGUGGAGUGGAAAAUCUAUGUGGUAUUGGCAUGAUUCUGGUAUGA